UUACCGUUAUAUACUUAAAAACAAAUAACUAAAGACACUAAAUUUUAUUAGAUAUUUAUCAAGUAAUUUAUAAUCUAAUUUUGUGUAAAAGCCAUUUUAUUAUUAUUUAUUUACUUUUUUAAAAGAGUAUGUUUUUAUAUGUGAAAAUAUCUGAAAAUCAAUGAAAAUAGUUUUGUUUAUCAGUAUAUUUUUUUUUAAAACUGAAAGUUUGAAAUUUAUUAUAAAAUAUUAUUUUUCAAAUUUCUUUUUACAAUUAUAAUUUUUUAUUAUAAUAUUUUUUAUAUCAUAUAUAAAUAAUUUUUCUACGUAAGCCUCUGGUUCCAACCACUUCUCAAUCCCAAGAGAAUAAAAUAAACGUAACAUAUCCAGCACGAGCUAACCUACUUAAUUUGUUCAUCAAAACAUGACUUGCCAGCGAAGCCAAUCUACGGUCCCAUACCUUCAUCAUUUAUUAAUACUGCAACAACAAUACAAGAAACAGCAUUUUCUCUCUAUUUUUAAAAAUUUCUAAACAGAUCAAAACACCAUGGCUAUCACCGACGCUUCCACGGAUGAGCUCGGAAAGCCAGCCGUUAGAUUCUCCUCCGGUGGAUGGAAAUCGGCGAGGCUCAUCAUCUGUGUAGAAAUGGCAGAGCGAUUCGCUUACUACGGGAUAACGUCGAACCUGAUAACGUACUUGACGGGACCAUUGGGUGAGUCAACGGCUACAGCUGCGGCGAAUGUGAACGCUUGGAUUGGAACGAUGUCGUUUCUGCCGCUUCUAUGGGCGUUUGUAGCCGACGUGUUUCUCGGCCGUUUCCGUACUAUCAUCAUCUCGUCUUCUCUAUAUAUACUGGGACUAGGGUUGCUGUCGUUUACAGCCAUGCUUCCUUCCCACUCCAAAGAUUCGAAUCAGCUUCAAGUGACUCUCUUCUUCUCUUCUCUGUGUCUUAUAGCGAUAGGACAAAGCGGUUACAAACCGUGUAUUAAGGUAUUUGGAGCUGAUCAGUUCGAUGGAAAUGACCUAAUAGAGGCCAAAGCCAAGAGUUCUUACUUUAACUGGUUGAUGUUUGGAUGCUGUAUUAGCAUAUCAGCCACUCGCUUGGUCUCUAGCUACAUUCAAGAGAACCUAAGCUGGUCCUUAGGAUUUGGUAUCCCAUGUGUUUCCAUGCUACUUGCUCUGUUUAUCUUCCUCUCUGGAACCUCUUCUUACCGAUCUAGUACAGCAAGAGGAGCAAAGAAAAAACCUUUUGCUAGAAUCGGUCGUGUUUUCAUGGAGGCAGUAAAAAACAGAAGACAGCCCAAUUUAGAUAUAGCUAACCCUAACGAGACCCUCCUUCUCCUGCCUCACCAGAGUUCCAAGCAGUUCAGAUUCCUUGACAGAGCAGCGACUUCGUGUGGUAUGGCUGAAAUUGAAGAAGCAAAAGCAGUGCUUAGGCUUGUUCCCAUAUGGAUGAGUUGCUUAGUCUACGCCAUUGUGUAUGCACAAUCUCCAACUUUGUUCACAAAGCAAGGAGCCACAAUGGACAGGUCAAUCUCACCAGGACUCUUACUCCCUGCAGCUGCACUCCAAUGUUUCAUUAGCAUAUCAGUUCUCGUCUUCAUCCCAAUCUACGACUGUCUAUUCGUCCCAAUCGCAAGAUCCUUCACACAAAUCCCAUCAGGAAUCACAAUGCUUCAAAGGAUUGGUACUGGCAUCUCUCUGUCCAUUCUUGCUAUGGUAGUAGCCGCCUUGGUCGAGACCAAAAGGCUACAAACCGCUCAUGAUGACCUCACCGUACCAAUGAGCGUGUGGUGGUUGGUUCCGCAGUACGUUAUCUAUGGAAUGGCGGAUGGGUUCACAAUGGCGGGUUUGCAAGAGUUCUUCUAUGACCAAGUUCCUACUGAGCUUAGGAGCGUUGGUAUGGCUCUGAACCUAAGCAUAUACGGGGCUGGAAACUUUUUGAGCAGCUUCAUGAUAUCAGUCAUUGAUAAAUUCACGAGUGAGUCUGGUCAAACGAGCUGGUUCGAUAGCGACCUGACCAAAGCUCAUCUAGAUUACUUCUACUGGCUACUGGCUUGUCUCAGCUUCAUUAAUUUAGCCUUCUACUUGUGGUUUGCCAAAUCGUAUGUCUACAACAGAUCAAACACCUUCUAAAGCAUUAUCUUCUCUGAAGUGAGCUUUUUUCCCAUUUUCGAGAUGGACUUCAGAAACAACCAAAUCGAGAUUUACAUUCUAGCAUUAAUGAAUGAGGCCAAAUUUGGAGUUUCUUCCACAGAAUUACUACAACUCAAUUAGGAAAUUAAUCAUGUCC
This is a messenger RNA of Thlaspi arvense, 2273 nucleotides long. Lineage: Eukaryota; Viridiplantae; Streptophyta; Magnoliopsida; Brassicales; Brassicaceae. The record is from the annotation of a GenBank genome assembly.